Ailuropoda melanoleuca (giant panda) is the source of this 8447-nucleotide messenger RNA. Its product is annotated as stimulated by retinoic acid gene 6 protein-like. NCBI's taxonomy places the organism in Eukaryota, Metazoa, Chordata, Mammalia, Carnivora, Ursidae. Gene Ontology annotation, cellular component: plasma membrane. Gene Ontology annotation, molecular function: retinol transmembrane transporter activity; signaling receptor activity. Gene Ontology annotation, biological process: vitamin A import into cell. The coding region runs from base 5231 to 7096 and encodes 621 amino acids. The record is from RefSeq and is a predicted model, not a curated record. The transcript is spliced from 19 exons.
UCAGUAUUCAAUCCGUAGGACAUAUAAAAUACGUGUCCGUCAACGGCACUAUCAGUAAGGCUUCUGAUCAACUGUAAAGCUAUUAGUAGUCACGUUUCAGGGAAUCAGAAGUUAUAUGCAGAUUUUCAGCGAUGCAGAUGGUCAGUGCUCCUAUGCCUUCCACAUUGUUCAAGGGUCAACGAUAGCUGUUUUUUCUUAUUCUCAAGAGAGGAGAUGAUUCUCUGCUCUACUUGCUCCAUCACGUCCCUAAUUUGUAGAUUCAUUGAUUCAUUCUUCAUUCAGCAAGCUCUCGGAGGGCCGACUACCGCUUGCCAGGCCUGUGCAGGGCACAGGGGGUUAGAUGAGUAAGCCGGGCACGGUGUACUCAAGAGGGUGGCCUCGGGAAGGCGGGUUGGAAGCCAUUUCAGUGCAGUAAAUGUGACUACAGAAAAAUGCUGGGGGAGAAGAGUCCACCUUCUGGAAAAAGUACUCUCUAAACUGAGCCUUGAGGAGCCAGUAGGUGCUUAGAAACAUGGAAUCCAGGCCUAAGCCCCGUAGCUAAGGCAUGCGUUGCUGUCUGACAGACCGACACCUUAAAGGUGGGGAGAAGGAAAUACCCACCGGGGAGCCGGAGGAUAAGUCUUUGAGGAAAGUCCCUGCUUCUCUGUGUUUCCCUUCAGCAUCUUUCCCCAUGCUUCCACCAAUUGCAAGGUUUGUGUGGCGGCCACCUGUGCACAUUGCCACCUUGUGGACAAUGUAGGGAUUACAGAUCUAGAAAUGACAUUCAUUCAUUAGUUCAAUCAUUCCUAAUAAUUCAAAUGAACCAACGUGCUGGCAUAAAGCACUCUCGGUUAGGAGAAGAUAACAGAAAUGGCUACCGAUAAUCACUGCGUGCUCAGAGGUAUGAGUCUGUCUGAAGCAAUGGGGUUCUUGAGGGAGAUCAGGGAAGGCUUCACAGAGGUGACAUCUGAGCAGGGUCAGGUAAGAGGAAAGGGUCUUUAGAGACCACUUCUGACGUCCUCACUUGACAGAGGGGGUGAGUGCAGCACAGAAUGGAAAGAAACUUGUUCAAAGUUAUAGAGCCCUGCAGGACAGAGCUGAGGGAAGGACCCAGGUCUCUGGGUGUCCCAGCACAGAGCUGCUUUUCCAGUACGUGGCUGGCCUUUGGUUUAAAUGGGUUCCCCUCCUGGUGCUCUAGAAAUGGCCUUUGCAGGGCCAGAUCUGCUGCUCUGGUCUGUCCCUGUGCAACCCCAGCCCAGCAAUUUGUCCCAGUCUGCCUUCUGGUGCAGUAAUCUCAUUCUCUGCAUUCCAUCUGUGAGCAAUUGCAAAGCACCAAAGCAUUCCCCAGGGAGGACACUGUAGCCCAAGCCAGGAUCUUGGCCAACGUGGGAAGAGGGCCCAAGAUGUGUCCCUAGAGUACCUAUCCUCAGGGACUGGCAUACUGCUUGGCACACAGGUAAAUGUUUGGGACAAGAAUGAACGGGCGAGGUCAGGGGAAAUGGAUGGCAUCUGAGAGGUGAGUCCAGGUAUCCUGCGGACUUAUCCAGAGUUGAGUCUAUUCUGGGAAGAUAAAAACUGGGGCCGGAUCACAAAGGUCGCCGAAUGCCCCAUUGAGUCUGUCUCCAUUCUGCCAGCAGGGGGAGCCAGGCUUGUUUGCAAUGGAGAAGGGGCAGGAUUGGAAUAUAUAGUUUCGUUUCCUUUUUCAAAGUGAGAAAAAUUGUCCUUAGUCAAGGGGCAUACAUGCUGCAGAAAGUCGUCAUUGCUACCUAAUGAAAUUGCACUAGAUCAUCUGGGUAUUUGGGUUCUUUUGUUUCUAAAUUUCAUAAUUCAGCUAGCCAUAUGUGUUCGGAAUAAAUAGAGGCUGUCUUGUGAUUAGCUCCCAACACUCAGGAAAGCAGCACCGCCUUUGUGAUGCACUGCUGAUUCCCGUCUGGCCUGUCACCAAACUCUGAAGCCUGCUAAAUACAGAGCUGCAAGACAGUGAGCCUGCCUCGCCUGGGGUCUUUCCUCACUCUCGCAUUGCAUGGCUCCUGGAAGGAGGUCUCUAGUGGAGUGCUAUAUAGGGCUCUAUUCAGUGCUUUUAUUGAUAACCUGGAUGAACUCAGUCCAAGUAUGCAAAUGCCUCAAAACUUCAAAAAGGAAUUAAUGUGCAUUGGAUAGAAGAAGCAAUAUUCAGAAAGGUUUGCUAAGUUAGAAUGGUAGAGAGUAAUCAAAUGUUGAAGUGUUCCACAAAUACACGUCAAGUUCUUUGUUUAGAUUCAACACUACAGUGACAAAGCUUGAGAGAGAGAAAAUGAAAUCUAUGACCCAGGGCUGCCUCCACGUUCAAAGGGUCCAUGUCUGGAGCAUCAUAGCCACUCAGAAAUGGGUCCUUAUUACUGUGGAUGAAAUUUUGCUGAACUCGAGCAUUUCAGGUCAAGCGUUUUAGCUUUUCUCCCACUUUAAAGUGGCUGCCUUCCCAGCCUUACCAGGGCAGGCGGUGGCAAUUCAAUAAUGACCUUUCCUUAAUGAUGUGAAGAAAGGAAUUGUAGAAUUGAGGGAAACCACCAUUAUAAUCCAAGAAUGUAAAAUAGCCAUUUGAAACCUGGGCAACGGAUCCAGGAAGCCCCUGGGAGAUGGAAGCUCCUGGAGGAGAUAGUAUCUCCACGUGUCUGGAGGGAGAAGAGCUUUGCAGUUCUUUCCUCUGAACCAUGUGGCUCGGCUGCACCAAGAACUGCUUCUUCCGGGGAAGGAGAGGGCCUGGUUUCAGAGGAAACACAUUUACAGUGUUUCUUUGUUUCUAGACAGCCAGUAACAGGGUUACGUUGGACCUGAUCCGCCUGUGUCUCUUUUUCAUUUUCCUUUCAUUUUUUUCAGUUUUGAGAAUAAGCAUUUACAAGGCCUCCCCUGUGUUCCAGACGUUACGCUGAACCAGAUCUAGUCAUGACUUCCAAGUCACCGUGAUCUAUGAGGGGAGCUGAGAUUUGGACAUGAUGAACCAGGAUGUGACCAUCUACUCAGUCAGUAGCCAGUAGAGGGUGGGCGUCCCCAGAUGGCUAAGGUUCACCGAGUGCUUCCUAUGGGGGGGGCACCCUCCUAAACACUUUGUGCAUAUUUGCACGUUUCAGCCUCAGGUGACCAUGCGGCAUGUGUACCUUAUCUUAGAUUAAACCAAAGAUCAGAGAGGGUAGCAGUGACUUGGUCAGAAUUAGCUAGUUCACAGUGGGGUAGGCCCCAAAGUCCACUCUCUGAACCACUGAAGCAGACUGCUUCUCCAUCCGUAUGUGUCACAUAGCAAAUAAAGAAGACCUGAUACUUGCCAUAAGAGAGACGCAGGCCACACGAGGAGAAACGAGAUUACACCACGGUGGCCAGGAGACACUUCAUGCUAGAUACUACACCUGAGGUAGGACUUGCUGAACAAGAACGGUGGUGAUAAGCAGAAGGGGGGAGAACGUGUUCAUUGUAGGAGUAAAGGGAUCAAACAAAAUGGUCUGAAUCUGUCAGUUAUGGUGUCUUUUUGCUCCCUGCGUGACCCUCUCCCGCUCCAGCAGAGCUGAUUAGACCGGGGGUGUUAUGCACUCAAUUAUGUCCUCCGACAAACUCCUACGUUGAAGCUCUAACUGCUGGUAUUUUAGACUGUGAGUGUAUUUGGAGAUGGGCCUUCUAAAGAAAUGGGCUCCAUCAGGGUGGGCUCCAAUCCAAUCUGAUUCAUGUCCUCCUAAGAAGGGGAGAUUAGGACAGAGAGAGAUGCCAGGGAUGAACAUGUGUAGCAGAGAGGCCGCGUGGCGACAGUGAGGAGGCGGUACUCUGCAAGCUGAAGGGAGAGGCCUCAGUAGAAACCAGCCUUGCUGACACAUUGAUCUUGGACGUCCAGCUUCCAGAACUGCAAAGGAAUAAAUUUCUGUUGUUUAAGCCCCCUCCGUGGUGGUAUUUGUCAUGGCAGCCCUAGCCAAGUAAUACACGGGCAGUAUGACUGAGCCCAAGACAGAAGAAAACAGAGCUUUUCUGGUAGCAGUUAGAACUGAGGGAACCCUGCAGAGUUGGGGUGAACUGUGGGGGUAGAAGCUGAAAGGAUACUCGUCAGGAUGGUCAGGACAAAUAGUGAGUUGAAGCCACGAAAGAGCAGAAACUAUAAAAAAAAGCAAAGGGACUGAACCAUAGAGAGACUGAAGCAAAAGUACCUAAAGGGAGAGAGACAAGAGAAGGAGAGAGCCCUUGGGCACGGGCGUGGAAGAACCAUUCCCAAGAGGGGUCUGAGUUUCCAGCACGUUCCCGGGUUGGGCCCCAGCCCCUGCGGGGGAGUCAUGGAAACCCCGCUAACCCCAGGCGGUUCGAGUGCGUCUCCGUUCCUUGUUCCCUGAAGACCCAGAGGAGCGUGCGAGGCUGUUUAGGGAAGGAUUACAACUCACAAAGAAUGUGAUGCGUGCAGCAAGCCCGCGGCCAGGCCGGAAGAGAAGGUGUUGGGGGCGGGCAGGAGCGCGUGAGCUGCGCCGUGGGCGCCGCCGGGGGGCGCUGUGCUAGCGCCUGCGCCCGGGCAGCGGCCCUGGAGAGGGGACUGUGUCCCUGAGGACAGGCAGCAGCUGCUAUGGCAGCGGCCUCCGGCGCGUGUAGCGCCUCGAACAUGGCGACGUUUAUUCCUGACUCCUGUGAGGCCUGGAGCAGCGUUCCCCGGCCGCCUCCCAGUGUAGGCGCGCCCGGCCCCUUCCAUGUGUGGCUGCGCACGGGGACGCCGCCCCCCGAGCUGGCGGCGGGAGCCCGAGGGAGGGAGCGCCCCCACAGCCGGGCGAAGGGGCGCGGGGGCCCGAGUGAAGGGAGUGAGAGCCUCGGAGGGGAGCGUGGUGCUGCCAUCGCCCGGUCUAGGCGCUGCGGCGGGCGGCGAGCGGACGGAGAAGGGACGCUGCGCGCUCGUUCGCUUUCCGCCCUGAAGGCCAUUUGGAACCCACGGCCACGGCGCUGACUGGAAAUCUUCACUGGCUCUCAGCGGCAGGAGAGGCGCGCUCGGGCCCACAGGACGUGGCCUCCUUAUGUCCUGGCGUCUGUCCGCGUGAUAGUUGGUUCUCGGCCCCACUGCCGAGCGCCCAGCUCUUGCUCUGUGUCUCGAGGUCGGACCCCCGGGACAGGUGGCCUGUGGGCAGCGUGUCCCUCACAGAACUGGGCAGAACACCAGAAUAUCAGAAGCAGUCAGUAACCAAGAGGCUGGAGAAUCUCAAAGCACAGUCCAGAGAAGCAGAUUGCUCACUGGGGCUGCGGGCACCGCUCCCUCACCGAGAUGCUUUCCACAAACUUGAGAACCAGGCAGCUAAACGGCACCUGUGUCAGCUCGGUGGACUUGGAGCUCUUCCUCCAUUACUCCCUCAUCCCAUCACUUUUCAUCAUUUUGGUCCUGUCCUUUCUCCAAAGACAAAAGCACCAUAAGCAGAGAGAUGACGCUUCUCACCUCCUGGGGAACCACUUUGAAAUCAUCAUACCUCUGGACUUCGUGGGCACCUUUAGUAACCGAUGGUCCUAUGGAAUCGCCUUUGGGGCCACAGCCAAUAAGAUCAUGUUCUUGUUCUCGGAAGGCUACCAGCCCUUGCAGAUCCCACAGUGGGCCCAAGCGUUUGUGCUGCUGAUCGGAGGCAUGGAAGUCGGCCUGUCCCACUUCCCCUUCUUUGCCUGCCUCUCGUCGGAGUUCCGGCUGCUCAGCUCCAUCCUCGGCUUCAGCUACUCACUGAUCUGGUUUGCUGUUACUGUCCUUUACAUCACAGAGUGUCCCCACGGGCAGUUUUUGGGGAGGUACGAGACGGUCCUGUUCUACUGGCCCUCGCUGCUGUGCCUGGCCUUCCUGCUGGGCCGUUUCCUGCACAUGUUUGUCAAGUCUCUAAGGGUCCACCUGGGCUGGGAGCUGCCGAUGGAAGAAAAGCCUUUCCUGGAAGUUCACCAGGCGCAGCAUGUCAAACGGCUCCUGAGGAAGCCCCCCCUGCACGAGACUAAAAAGUCCUGGUUCCAAACCAGAAUCUACGAGUGGGACCCCUGCUUUCAGUUCCCAAGCAGAAUGAUUGGAACCACUGUGUUGGCUUUCAUAUGCCUGUACCUUUUCGUUGUCAUUGAGCUCUGCAUGUUCGUGUAUGUGAGAGACGAGCUGGAUGUGUUUGAAGGGGAGCUGGAGAAGUACAUCACCUCCGUGAACCAGACAGGGACUCUGACCCCAGUCAUCCUUCAGGUGAAAGAGUUGAUGAGUGUCACCAAAGGAGUCUGGCUAGUGACCGUCUUGCCCGCCGCCCUCACGUGCGUGACCUAUCUGUUCCACAUAUUGGCCUGUUACAGAAAGCACAUGAAGAGGUUGUGGGCAGGAAAUAAACACUUUCUCCCUUUGAAGUUCCAUAAUCCUUCCUCGGCUGAGAGUGUGGUGGCCAUUGCAAGGUACUCUGGCUGGCAAAUAGCCUAUAUUCUGUGGGGCUACCUCAUCAUCCACGUGGUGCAGAGCCUGUGUGGCAUGCUGAUCAUGUACAGCCUGGUGUUGCCUGUCAUCCACAACCAGGGCCUGGAGAUGCUGCAAGGACUGGGCAUCGGGACCCUCACCAUAUCCAUCGUCCUGGGUCUCAUGAUCCUGCAGGUGUGGAUUGCUGCCACCUUCUUCCUGCAGCCGAAGAUGAGCACGGCUGACAAGCAGAAGCCCUUGGCUCUCAACAACAGGAAAGCGUUCCACAACUUCAACUACUUUCUGUUCUUCUACAACGUGCUGCUGGGCCUGGGCGCCUGCCUCUCCAGGCUGCUCAUCAGCUGCAUCCUGGGCACGUGGCUGAUCGCGCGCAUCGACAGGACCAUCAUGCAGAAUGGCUAUGAGGGGGCGGACAUGGGGUUCAGUGCCUGGAUCGGCAUGCUCUAUGUGGAUCAUUAUCAUACCAACCCCGUGCUUGUCAGCUUCUGUAACAUCCUGCUCACAGGGCACAGGGAGAGGAAGCUGCAGCGGGCCAUCAAAUACUGGUACCUGAAUCAGUCAGCAGGUCCCCGAAUCUCCACCAGGUCCAGGACGAGGUGGCUCCUGCUGCAGACCCUGGUCAACAACCCCAGAUUAGUCAUGCUCAGAAAAUCAAGACCAGGUCAUGGUUCCCGGGACUUUCCCCAGAUUCUGUUGACUUGCUCAGAGAGCUGACGGUAACCUCCGACAUUGCUACAAGCCCAUUCCAGGACGACUGCGCCUGAGACAAGGCCCAGGCUACCCAGCCACUGUCCCCGGCAAUGUGAUGGGGUGCAGUCACUGUCCACCGCAUACAGUGCCGGGCGCUCACGGAAUGGCAGCUGGGCUGAACCAUGAAGUCUCAGGUCUAAUAAUCCACUCCCUAGGUGAAAAGAUCGAGAACUAAAGAGAAUUUCUGUUGAAUCAUCUUUUCUCAAUAAUGAUUUCCACUAUCCAUAGUUAGGAAGCAGUGUUGGGGAGCUCCAUGUGGACAAGACUUAGUUUGACCACAGGGUAGAACUUCGUGUCACUGAAGAAGGUGGUAAAACGUCUGCACCAGGAGAGCUUAACUGUUUGACACAGUUUUUCCCUGGAAGAAAGUAUGGCCUUAAUCCAACAGCAUCCUCAUUGCUUCCUCCUUUCCAAGCCAUCAUGGUGGGAGAGAAGGAAAUCCAUGUCCCAAGCCUCUGAUAGGGCGAAUAGGCAGAUGUUGGACUGUCCCUGCCAUGGUCACUGGAUAAGGAACAGAUCAGAAUGGGUCUGGGCCUUGGUCACAAAGAAGAUCUACAGAUCUGACAAGGAGGGUAUCCCCUGGAAAAGCUGUCUAUCUGGGGAGGCAGAGAUGGGAGUGGGCAGGCAUUCUAAUUGGGAGCCAAGAGCAAAGGUGUGGGAACAGGAAAGCCCCAGGCAUGUUUGAGGAGGGAAGGCCUCUGGUAUUUGCAGUGCAGGGCCUUGGGGCCUGGUUAGAUCACCCAGGGAGGCCCAGAUGCCAGGCUGGGAAGCCUGGAUGUUUCUCUUUGUGCAGAGGGCCCAGUACUUACCCUGAGUCUUCAUACCCAUCAUAAGGUCUUUGGUGGCCCGGGACUCUUGCAAAGUGACCGAAGUCACUUGUGAAGCUUGGGCAAGUGCCAGGAGGACCUACCAACAGUGGGAGGGAAGUCCCCAUCUACCUCACAAGUCCCAGAGCCAUUAAAAUUCAAUAAUCAUUAUUGAGCACCUACUGUAAACCUAGUCCUGUGGCUAGAUGUGUUUGCCGACUUCUCUCUUUUAAUUUAACCUACGCAACCUCCAAACUUUGUCAUUCUGCUUUCAGAAACUGAGACAACUGAGACUAGAGUGUUGGGGUCCCCACACCAUCACUUUUAGCUAUGUGACACCAGCUAUAUGACUCUGCUUUUCUGUGCUGCUUUUUCCUUAUGAAUAAAAAGGGCAAUGCCUGCAACACCCCAAAUUAUUUUGAGGAUAAAAUGAGCUAAUACACACAAACACUCUUAAGCUAGUGCCUGCUACAUCCUACACUCAAUAAAUACUAGUCAUUGUUAUUUGC